CUUUUUUUUUUCAUUUAGGGGAGCUGAAUAUGUAUCUGCAAGAGAGUGGAUGAGGAUUUGCUUUGAGCUUUUAGAGCUCUUAAAAGCUCACAAAAAAGCUAUUCGAAGAGCUACCGUCAAUACAUUUGGUUAUAUCGCAAAGGCUAUUGGCCCUCACGAUGUAUUGGCUACACUUUUAAACAACCUCAAAGUUCAGGAAAGGCAGAACAGGGUUUGUACGACUGUAGCAAUAGCCAUUGUUGCUGAAACAUGCUCCCCCUUCACAGUACUCCCUGCCUUAAUGAAUGAAUACAGAGUUCCUGAACUUAAUGUGCAAAAUGGAGUGUUAAAAUCACUCUCCUUCUUGUUUGAGUAUAUUGGUGAAAUGGGGAAAGACUACAUCUAUGCUGUGACGCCUUUACUUGAGGAUGCGUUAAUGGACAGGGACCUUGUUCACAGACAGACAGCUAGUGCAGUGGUGCAACACAUGUCACUUGGUGUUUAUGGAUUUGGCUGUGAAGAUUCUCUGAAUCACUUACUGAACUACGUGUGGCCUAAUGUGUUUGAGACAUCUCCCCAUGUAAUCCAGGCAGUUAUGGGAGCUCUGGAGGGCCUCAGGGUGGCUAUUGGACCAUGCAGAAUGUUACAGUAUUGCUUACAGGGUCUGUUUCACCCAGCUCGGAAAGUCAGAGAUGUGUACUGGAAAAUUUACAACUCUAUCUACAUUGGCUCCCAGGAUGCUCUCAUAGCACACUACCCACGAAUCUACAAUGAUGAGAAGAACACCUAUAUUCGUUACGAACUUGACUAUAUCUUGUAACUUUGUGUCUAAUACAGCUGUUUCACACCUUAAACCUGCUUCGAUCUGAUGAUAUAAACUUGUAAAACAUUGCGAUCAGUGUAGAGCUGGUCAUAGUGGAGGGGUAGAAAUCCAGUAGCAUGAUUUUUAAAUAAUUUUUGUUUUUUGAUGUUAAACAGUAAAUGCCAGUAGUGACCAAGGACAGUGCUUAUACACACUAUACUGGAGGGAUAUCAUUUUUUUAUUCAUCUUUAUGAAGAUUUAGAAUUCAUUCCUUGUGUUUAAAGGGAAUGUUUAAUUGAGAAAUAAACAUUCGUGUACAAAAUGCUAAUUUGUGUGUGUUUUUUGAAUAUGACUUGUAAAAUGCAAAACUUUGGUAAAGUACUGGUUUGUGUAGAAUAAGUGGCUUAAUUUCAUCUUCUGUCAUCUAGUUUAUUAUGGAACAUAGCAGCACGCAAACUAUAUAGUGAUGGCCUGUUUGUCAAAAGCCCAUUGUUUUGUUAGUGAUGAAAAGAGUAGCUUUGGGGUGCCCCUCCCCUCGGUGUAGCAUAACCGUUCCAGCACCAUAGAAAAGUAGCACUCUGGCUGAACUGUCUUGAGUAUUAUUUUGUACUCACAUAGCACCUUUCACCUUGAUUUCUCAAAAUGCUUUAUGAGCAGACAUCAAGGAUAUAUUUUAUGCCUUGUCCAACUUUGGCCUGUGCUUAUAAAGUGGAGAAGCUGUCUGUAACUCGGAAUAGUGUACUUCCUGUUGGGAGUGAAGCUAUCUAAGAAAUGCUUGUGUAGUAGGACAGUCUGGGCUUUUGUGGUAUGCCUCUAAUGAGUUCAUUUAUAAGCAGCUAUUGAACACCUGUUGAAUGCUAGCCACUGUCUGUUGAUGAAGGGGCUGUGAAGGUGCAUAUGAUCUGUCCUGAGGUACCAGGAUGCUGUGCAAUGGAAGAUGCAGACAUGCCUAGAUUUGUUUAGCUUGUAUGUAGCAGUCAGAUACUGUAUUGGUUUAAGUGUGAGUAUAAGCCCUUCAGUUCAUGAAGACCAAGCAUUAAGGGGCCAUUUUAAUGUUUGGGACAACUAAUGAAUCAGGUUUUUGGUUUUUUUUUUUNUUUUUUUUUUUUUUUUUUUUUUUUUUUUUUUUUUUUUUUUAACUUUAUGCCCCAAAUUUCUUGUUUUUAAAACUUUUCUAGCCAUCACUGUUUUGUCUCCCUCU
Messenger RNA from Mus pahari (shrew mouse), 1982 nucleotides. RefSeq names its product splicing factor 3b subunit 1 (gene Sf3b1). The record is from RefSeq and is a predicted model, not a curated record. Gene Ontology annotation, molecular function: mRNA binding. Lineage: Eukaryota; Metazoa; Chordata; Mammalia; Rodentia; Muridae. Bases 50 to 799 code for a protein of 249 amino acids. Gene Ontology annotation, cellular component: U12-type spliceosomal complex; U2-type prespliceosome; catalytic step 2 spliceosome. Gene Ontology annotation, biological process: spliceosomal complex assembly. The transcript is spliced from 4 exons.